CGCACGAUGUUGAACGGAAAUGCAGAGAAAUAGCUAGAGUUCAAACAAAAUAACAACGACGAGAUUUCUAGUUAUAAUAAUAUAUCAUACAAAUAUGUUCUAGUUAAUCAGCAAAGGUAGGAUAUCUGAAGUUUAACAUAGAGCCUAGAGCGCACACGUUUAAUCAAAACUGGCGUCUUUCUCACUCGGACAGAGAUUGAAAACGAAGAGAAUCUAGAUUUAGAUUCUAGCAAUAUUGGUAGGUCGAGAUUGCCAGGUGAGGUAUCUCAAGUUUUGAGUCUUGAGCAAUCACCUCCUAAUUCCUAGAUUUCUAGUCUUAGUCCUAGUUCUAUCUCAUAUAACAACAGACUCUGAGAAAUCGUUCAGUUUUAAUCAAACUUAAAGAGCUGCCGAUCUAUUUGAAACGACUCGAUGGUACGCCAAACACUGAGGGUAUGAAACCCCGUGGCAGUGAAGACAAGCAGAUCCAAAAUGGAAGCCGCCAAGCUUCCGUUCAACUCGAAGAAGAUCGUGAAGGACGCCAUCAAAAGAAGCUGCUGGUACUGCUUCCUCGUGGCCGCCUAUAUCUGGAUGGGGAGCAGCGUAUUCCACGUACUCGGGGCCAAGAACGGGAAGAAUGCUGUCUUCGUACUCUACAAUGAAAU
Aplysia californica (California sea hare) is the source of this 644-nucleotide messenger RNA. RefSeq lists its product as uncharacterized. The record is from RefSeq and is a predicted model, not a curated record. Lineage: Eukaryota; Metazoa; Mollusca; Gastropoda; Aplysiida; Aplysiidae.